AGACAGCGAACAAAGAGGAAAAGAAUGCGCGAGUAGCAUGCAUAGACCAAGUUUCAGUUUUGAGUUAGACUCAGUCUAGUGAUUUCAUAGUAACAAAAGCCACAUAUCUGCAUGAAAUAUAGUAGAAAGGCGAUAUUAAUGAAGUAGACAGCUAUAAGUAGUUGUUAGCCGCGAGGAGUAUUGUUUGCCGCAAGUGUUUCCCGCGGAGAAACAGAAUUUUACACGCAGGAAGCAAAAGCUCCUAGGAAAGUAAAAUCAUGGAAGUCGACGAGGAUAACAGUCGGCCGGCGCUGAAGGCCUCCCCGGGCGACGAUAAAAUGGGUAUGACAACCUACAGCACGAACGCCAGCCUGGCUCCCAGCCCCAAGGAUUCCGACCGCAUGUCGGACGUGCAAAGUCAAGGUAGUAUGCAAUUUGGCAGAGUUCGACGCGCCCCCGCGUGUUUGAUCUGAUGUAGAAGUUACAAACAAAAUUACAGAAAUUCUUCAAGAACAACCGAUCUGAGGUGGUCUGACAGGAGAAGAUAUACUACAAAAAAAAAUCUCGUUCCACAACGAACUACAGGCUCGAUCGCCCCACAGGGAAGCGUGUCCACCGCUCUUUCCGCGGGGACCUUCGUGCAGCCGCCCGUCGUGGAGCGCGUGGGCGAUACCGGGAAAGAGAAGCCGAGCAAGGAAAAAAAAUCGGUAAAAUUCACGCCUUCAGCUGAAGCCGGCGGGGGGAGCAGUUCGUCGAGUAGCAGCAGCACCAAUUACAACAGCCACGUAGUUCUUGCGCCCGUGCAGAAGACGUCGACGCCGCACCCGCAGGGCGGCAGGAGCUCCAGUGCGGUGCAGGACUCGGGGCCCACCGCGCCCACGCAGCGGGUGAACGCGGUGUGGGGGGACUACAAACAUCCGGAGUUCGCAGUGGCCUACUUGGAGCUGGGCCAGAACUUCCCGCCCUCCCGGCCGGACGGGAAAACCAAGGGGUCCUGCGACAAGCACCCGAACCGGUGGUACAUUUUGGAAAACCCACUCGACAAAACCAUCUACAAGCAGCAGCUGGGGGAGUCCAAAGGCAAGGUGCCAAACGUGGCAGAUGCCGAAAUCAAAGACAAAAUCGUGCUGGGGAGAAACAAAAGGUACACAGAUAUUUUGAAAUCUUGUUCUGCAGCAUAAUUCCGGUGCUUUCUGUAGUUUUUUUUUCGUAUCACUGCUAAAACGGGUGGUGAGACGUCAUCUGGUGUGCAGAGGUGUUCCACAUGUCUGCAGAUAUUCUUACCUUCUUGGAUUGCUUAGCAGUAUGCGGGAGGAUUUUUCCCGCUCACCUUAAGAAGCGCGCGCGCAAUUCUUUUUUUUUCGUAGUGUAAUAGAUACUUGUGCUCUCUAAUAAAUUCUGUCAGGUUUAAAGAGGAGCUCUGUGAGCCGAACGGGUUGUAUUGCGACUGGCGACCUCAUAUCAAGUGCAAAUAUGUCUGGGUCUGGAAAGCUGCGAUGCUGCAUUGUGGAAUAUGAAAGCACUGCCGAAUGCAGCCAAUCAUGACAUCAAGUUUACAGAACGGCUUCUCAUGAGCAGUCCGCAUGAAGAGAAACUGCGUCUUUAUAUGACUGUCAACCCCUCAACGGUUACGACAAUCAACGACGAAGAAACGCGGGCGGUGUGAACACUGGCCAUCUUAAGUUUGAAGUAGAAUCUAGGCGAGAUUCGGCGUUUCUUAGUCGCAGCCAAUCGAUAGUGGUACUAUCGUCACAGCCUGUAAGGGGGUACGCCAUGGGUCCAACAUGAAGGUCCAAACUGUCCAAAAAUUUACUCUAAAUCAGAUCGCGCAUAGCAUGCGAUCCUCACAUUAUGAUUUGAUAUACCAAUCGGGACUUGAAUGCACUCCAUCUUGAUUUCUCUUCAUGAGCAUCGUGAUUGACAUCGUGAUUUGCAUGAAUGAGCAUUCGACUUAGGUCGGAGGAAUUUGUUUGACGUAUGAUCCUGAAGGAUUUCAUAUCUUGGUCUACAAUGACCAAAGAGGCUACGACUUUUGCUGGUCAUGCAACACAGAUUUGACAUUAUGUAUAGGUCAGUAUUAUUUCGAGACCCAGACAAAUUUGCAGUGCAUACCUCCACGCUCAGUUCCCAUGGUUUCCGGCUCACAUCUGGAAAUCACGCGCACACUGGACGUGCACGGCUCCCAUUGGUACCUCACUGACACGUCGACAAAUGGCGUCCUCAUGAACGAUAAACAGAUCGCAAAAGGCGCCCCCAGACCGCUCAGCUCGGGGGACUCCGUCAGCUUCGGGCUUGAAACCACGCUGCCAGAAGGGUAAUUAAUUCUUUACUAUCUGUCAUCCGUGUAUCUAAAAAUCUGUGUUUUUGUAUAGUUCAAUGCUGAGAGCAAUCUGAGAAAUGAAGUUGGAGCCAGUUCCAGCCUUUGCUUGUCAUUGCAAAAAAACAGAUCGAUGAAAAAAAAAACAGCGGCACGGACUACGAGUUCGUUCCCGGGAGCGGGUUGCAAUUCUUUUUCUACGAGGUCGUGAAGGAAAAGGAGAUACAAGAGAAGUACACCUUAUGGAAGUGUCAGAAACGAAAUUGACAAAAUCGAAAAACUUGUGAUGCACAAAUCGAUGCCAGUUAGAUCCACAGUUUGUAGUCGGCGCAUGACAAAUUCCAUCCGUCCCGGAAACGAAUCUGUCAUGCGGCUUAGGGCAAAAGAGCUGCCUUCUCUCAUGCUAGUAAGCAGCCCAACACUGAACCCUUACCAGGACUACAAUCCGCCUUCCUUGCAUCCUCUGCAAUAGAGUCGCGUCUUGCGUAGCAUUUUAUGCAUUACAGAUUAUUUCGAUUUUGUUGAUUUUGAUCCUGACACUCCCAUACACCUUCAAGAAAGAGAUCGGGAAGGGUAACUUCGCGGUGGUCUGGCUGGGUUUUCGAAACGGCAAGGAGGCCACAAGCCAGAAGUACGCGAUCAAGGAGAUCGACAAGUCCAAGUUCGAGAAGUUCAUUUUGAACCGCAACACCACUUUGGAUUUGGAGUGCGAGGAGAAGCUCCUGCGCGAGCUGCACCACCCGAACAUUGUGCAGUUUUUCGAGAUGGUGCCCGAGCAGGAAAAACUAUAUUUAGUGACGGAGUACUGCGAGGGCGGCGAUCUGCUGCAGCGGGUUCUGGAUUACGGGGUGUUCUCGGAGGCCACCACCAAGCGCGUGUUUAACGAAAUCCUGGAGGCGCUGCAGUACUUGCACGACCGGGACAUCAUCCACCGGGACCUGAAGCCGGAGAACAUCCUGCUCACCAACAAGAACGAGGACGCCACCGCCAAGGUCGCCGAUUUUGGGCUCGCGCGGGAAUUGGAGCCGAGCCGGAUCGAGGAGGGGGACCAAAAGGGGAAAAAACCCAGCGAAAAGGACAAUCUCAAGCGGAAGCUGACCACGGCGAAGACCUUCUGCGGCACACCGCACUACUUCGCCCCGGAAAUCAUCAAGACGCAACGGGGGGAGCUGAGAGGUAAUUAUUUGCUUGUCUAGAGUUGCUCCUAUGACAAAAUCAGCACUUUGGGUUUGGGUUUUAUUUGCUGUGGCUUAACAUUGCUUUGUUAGCGGCAAGUUCACAAGAACGCGGAUCGACACGACCCGAAAGCGCACUUUGUUCGCAUGCAUUUAUUACAAAUCUACUGUUAUUUGUUGUAACAUAGAAGAACUUCUUGCACACAGAGAAAUAACUACACCUGCUAUUCCACCUUCAGGUUACGACACCAAGGCGGACAUGUGGUCUGCGGGGGUGAUUUUGUACAUCCUCCUUUCCGCCACCCCGCCGUUUGACGACGAGGGGCUGUACACCCAAAUUUUGUCGAGCGACUACUCCUUCGACGAAGAGGAGUGGAUUCACGUGCCCGAGGAGGCCAAGGACUUGAUCCGUAUGUAGUGUAAAAAUUUCUGGGUCUGGGAGAAUGCAACUUGUGAUGCGCAUUUCAGAACACACAAAAAUCUCUCAUGCAUAGGUAGCAAAAGCUGCUCACUUUCUGUCACCAAAAUGGGGGAUUUGUCAUGCGGGUUCGGCAUUGCGGAAGCUUCUCGAAACCUGUGAUGCUAGAGCCUCCAUGACAGACCUUCUGUGUCAUGCAGAAACAGCAUGACUCUUCCAGACCCAGACAUUUUUACAGUUGAUAAUCCGCAAUCUUAUGCAGCAGGAUCCGGUGAAACGCUACGACGUGUCGCAAACCCAGGGCCACAUCUGGUUCGCGGCAGAGUCGGCCAAGCGGGCGAGGCUGGGGUGAAGGAGAAGCGUUCCGAUGUUGACAGCUGCUCUGUGGUCUCUUUCAGUAUAUUUUCGAACAAGUUUUUAGUAAUACCUGAUUUUUACGACGUCGCUCCUGAAUUUAGCAAAAGAUGGACUCCUCGAAGAAGCACGUGCUGGUGGUGGAGAAUGCAACGCGCGGAUUUUUGUUGGAACGUCAUGAGUGCAAGAAAGUGAUGAGAUUGUUGCAGGCUCGCAGCUCGAGGAAAUCGGAUUGACACAGAAUUUUUGCGUUUUUACUGUAUGAUGUGUGCAGAUGGAAGGAUGGAUGGGAAUAAUCAACGUUUUGAAUUUUUCCUGCCUUUUUUGG
Molecule: messenger RNA, 4571 nt
Organism: Amoebophrya sp. A120
Lineage: Eukaryota; Dinophyceae; Syndiniales; Amoebophryaceae
Source: the annotation of a GenBank genome assembly